AUGAUGGCCUUCAACAUUUUGAAACAGUUAGAUAAACCUGAAGCUACUUCAUUGAACGCUUGUUUAACUGAUUAUAUUCGACGUUCGGCAAAUCAGGCAUUAAAAAGUAAUAAAAAUAAGAAAGUUAUCAACGUGAAUAAAACCGAACUGACUGCAUUAAAAGGUCUAUUAAAAGAUAAAUCGAUAGUUAUAAUGAAAGCUGAUAAAGGCUCAUCAUGUGUAGUUAUGGAUAAAGAACAAUAUAAACAGAAAGUGCUAGAAUUAUUAUCAUCCGGAAACUCUUUUCGGAAAAUGAAUGAUAAAGAUGAGAAAGACAAAAUAAAUGCAAUUGAAAAUGUACCCAAGCGUCAAAAAAAAAUCUAG
Molecule: messenger RNA, 363 nt
Organism: Didymodactylos carnosus
Lineage: Eukaryota; Metazoa; Rotifera; Eurotatoria; Philodinida; Philodinidae
Source: the annotation of a GenBank genome assembly